AUGGGCCCUAACAAGCUUCUCUCCUCCGACGCCUACACGGUCGCGCUCAUCUACGUCAAGCCUCUCGAGAUGCAUGCCAUCACCGUGAUGUUGGAUGAACAGCACGAGUCCGUCCCUCUGGCUUUGGAAGAUAAAAAUGAAUACACCCUGGGCCGCAUCGGGAAGCACAAUGUCGCCGUCGUGGGACCGGCCCGAGGCGCCCACGGAAAAGUUGCCAUGGCUGACGUGGUGGGGAGCAUCCACUGGACAUUCAGAAACAUGAUACUUGGUUUGCUGGUGGGAAUCGGCGGAGGCGUGCCUCAUUUUCCUCUGCACGACGUACGACUGGGAGACGUCGUCAUUGGAGCCCCGGAAGUCGGUCCUGCGGUGGUCCAGUAUGACCUGGGCAAGGAAACGACGAUGGGGUUUGAGGUGACCAGGACCUUGAAUAAACCACCUGCUUUAUUGCUCAAGGUUGUCAAUAUCGUGGAAAAUCAGUAUUUAAGGCAAGAACAAGGCGAGGAAAGCUUUUUUGCAACCCACCUCGAUCGAUUCAAUCGGUUUCCUCGUUUGCGAGAGCGAUAUCAGCGUCCAUCAACCAGAGAUCGUCUUUUUUCGUUAGAUCAUCGCCAUGAGACUGGUUCGGACUGUAGCAAGCACGAUGAGCAAUUCGAGAUCCGACGUCCGGAACGCGACCCUCCGGAUGAAAUCAAAAUACACUCUAGCACCAUCCUCUCGGGGGAUCGGGUGAUGAAGUCUGAAGUGACGAGAGACAAGAUCAGCGCCCAAUUUCAUGAUGCUCUCUGCUUCGACAUGGAAGCGGCCGGACUGAUGGAUAUCUUCCCAUGCCUGGUCAUUUGGGGUAUCUGCGACUAUUCGGAUUCGCACAAGAACAAAGGUUGGCAAGGAUAUGCGGCGGCCACCGCGGCGGCGUACGCGCGGCAGCUACUUCUAACCAUGGCCGAGAGAGUGGUGCAAGGGCUCCAACGUUCUGUCGAUAUCGGUAAAGACCUCGGCAGAGGCUCUAUCACCGAACCAUUACGCAUUGCUGAGCAGCCCGAUCGUCACUCAGGUGUGGUCUUUUCGGGGAACAAUAAUUCGGGUCUUCAGAAUGUUUAUAAUUCUGGCACCAUCACGUGGGGAAGGUAG
Molecule: messenger RNA, 1128 nt
Organism: Capronia epimyces CBS 606.96
Lineage: Eukaryota; Fungi; Ascomycota; Eurotiomycetes; Chaetothyriales; Herpotrichiellaceae
Exons: 1
Coding region: 1-1128 (375 amino acids)
Biological process (GO): nucleoside metabolic process
Molecular function (GO): catalytic activity
Source: RefSeq, a predicted model, not a curated record